Molecule: messenger RNA, 1521 nt
Organism: Pecten maximus
Lineage: Eukaryota; Metazoa; Mollusca; Bivalvia; Pectinida; Pectinidae
Product: chlorophyllase-2, chloroplastic-like
Exons: 7
Coding region: 144-1103 (319 amino acids)
Source: RefSeq, a predicted model, not a curated record
GUAUGAUAAAAUCUGCUGUAAUGAACAUAAACAAGAUACAGGCGAUAAUCUAUAUCGGCCGCUGAUAAACCGAGUGAGUAAAUAAAACUGUAUUUAUGAUGCGGUUAAAUUCUGACAUACUUUGUGUUUAGUCUGAAUUAAACAUGGGACCACAUAUAUUUCUGUUGUUGUGCGCUACAUACCUGGCACUUCUCUAUGGCGGUCAGAGUGUGUUUGUUGACCAGGGGAACCCUUACGCCGAUGGACCAUUACGUGUUGGCGAGUUAAGUCUAGCGAAGACUAUUGUGAAUAGUUCGCUUCACAGCAAAGUAUUCUUUCCACUGAAACCUGACACCUACGCGGCUGUUUAUUUUAUUGGAGGACUAGGAGGGCUGGUUCCCACGGAGACGUACGAGAUCUUUCUAUCAAAAGUAGCUUCACAUGGAUUUUUCGUUUUUGGUGUUGACAUCCUGUUUCCAGUGUAUUCUGCCCAUUCUACACCCCAGGAGGCAUCAAGAAGGAAGAACAUCGGUGAUGCACUUGAGAAAUACUACAGUCAGUUAAUUUGGCUGCAGUCCUACAUGCGGAACCAGACGCUAUCGACGAUAGCAUGGGACAAGUUAGCUCUCGUUUGUCAUUCGGCUGGAUGUGAUGACACCCUCAGACUUAUCCUCGGAAAUCGUACAAUGUACUCGGCGUCAGUUUUCCUGGAACCCUACAGCAAAAAUGUUAAGACAAAGAUGGGUUUCCAAAUGCCUGCAUUGAUGUAUGGAACUCAGCUCUCGGAGGAAGGACUGCCAUGUGCAAUUAAAGGCUUUGACUGGAACCAGUUUUACGACGUCUGGCAAUGCCCGAAAAUAAAACUAGAAGCUAGUGGAUUUGGACACUGUGAUAUUCUCGACCCUGAGGCGUGGGAAGUAUGCCACCUUACCCAUUUCUGCAAGACGACAAAUAACACACGACUAUCCGAAUAUCGGCAGUUCGUCCAGGGCGCUGUCUCCAGUUUCCUGAUGACUACUCUACAGGGGCGUACUGACGCCUUGUCUUACAUAUCGGACAUUCGAAAAAUUCCAUUACCUGUCAUGGAUUUGAAGACUGAAUUCAAUUGUUCAACGAUUCAUUAGAAGUAUCGAGAAAAAAUAUUGCAAGUGUAGAACGUUUGUGUAUAUAUCGGCAUUCAUAUCUUUUAAUCUGUGCAGAAUACAGUCUUCGUUCAUAUUGUCUCUGACUCCUCGAGCGUCCUAUUAACAGCCAGGGUCAUUUAAGGAUGUUCUUGGAUGAAGCACGGCAAAAUCGUAGGCUUUGUUAGUUACAGACAGAAACCAAUUAAUAUUUAAUAUUGAAAAGUCAACAUGAAACCAAAGAUGGUCAGUCUGAAACGGUCAACAUGUUAUACAAGAGCCUGUGUUUCUUUUUAAAGAGCUGCUGCAGGUAAAUUAUUGUUAUGACUCGCACAUGCUUCCUGCUCAAGAUCUCAUAAACAAUAAAAUUCGGGCCAAUUUUGGUUGGCCAGUAACAAAAUUCAAAAAACGAUCACCAUAU